Messenger RNA from Hibiscus syriacus, 417 nucleotides. RefSeq lists its product as uncharacterized. Bases 1 to 417 code for a protein of 138 amino acids. NCBI's taxonomy places the organism in Eukaryota, Viridiplantae, Streptophyta, Magnoliopsida, Malvales, Malvaceae. Gene Ontology annotation, cellular component: nucleus. The record is from RefSeq and is a predicted model, not a curated record. The transcript has 2 exons. Gene Ontology annotation, biological process: defense response to fungus.
AUGGAAAAUUCAUUAAGCGAUCACCUAACAGGAAUAACAGAACGGAAAAGACCCCGCGUUGCUGUUUAUAUGAUUCUUGUAGACCUCUGUAGUUCUAACUGUGUUGCUGACUAUGCUGGCCGAAUUUCACGAAGUCCACUCGAAAGCACACCUGAUAAUUCUGAUGCCGAGUCAUCAUUCCCAUAUUCGUGUGACAAAAGGGACCCACAUUCGUCCCCUGUUGUUGCCGAUGAAGUUUUUGAUAUCCAUGAACUUGAGCUCCGUGCUUACAAGUCAACAGUCAAGGCUCUGUAUGCUUCGGGUCCUUUAACUUGGCGGCAGGAGUUCCUGUUAACAAAUCUACGCCUCUCCCUUAACAUUUCCGACGAGGAACACCUACUCCAGCUGAGACACCUUUUGUCUGCUCAAGUUCUGUGA